Messenger RNA from Rhodamnia argentea, 1375 nucleotides. RefSeq names its product protein transport protein SEC13 homolog A-like. The transcript has 2 exons. Gene Ontology annotation, cellular component: nuclear pore outer ring; COPII vesicle coat. Gene Ontology annotation, biological process: protein import into nucleus; COPII-coated vesicle budding. Lineage: Eukaryota; Viridiplantae; Streptophyta; Magnoliopsida; Myrtales; Myrtaceae. The coding region runs from base 197 to 1102 and encodes 301 amino acids. Gene Ontology annotation, molecular function: protein binding; structural molecule activity. The record is from RefSeq and is a predicted model, not a curated record.
AACCCACGAGGUUUUUAUAUCAUUCAAGUCUUAAACCCUCUCUCUCCCCGCCUCUCUCUCUCUCUCUGCGUCAAGGCACGGCGACUCUUGGGGUGGACGCCGGCGGAGCAAAGCGGUGGCCGGGGCUGCGAGACAACAUCCACGAUCUCCAUCCUCUGAGAGUAAUCCACACAUUUAGCCGAGAAUUGCUUGAAAGAUGCCUCCACAAAAGAUUGAAAGUGGUCACAAAGACACCGUCCAUGAUGUGGCGAUGGACUACUAUGGUAAGAGGCUGGCCACGGCGUCGUCGGACCACACCAUUAACAUUGUUGGAGUCAGCAACUCGGGAUCUCAGCAUCUUGCCACCCUAACCGGCCAUCAAGGACCCGUCUGGCAGAUAUCUUGGGCUCAUCCGAAAUUCGGGUCUUUGCUUGCUUCGUGCUCGUACGACGGACGGGCCAUCAUAUGGAGGGAAGGUAAUCCGAAUGAGUGGACCCAGGCACACGUAUUCGAAGAGCACAAAUCAUCGGUCAAUUCCAUCGCUUGGGCUCCUCAUGAGCUCGGCCUUUGUCUGGCUUGUGGUUCGUCCGACGGGAAUAUUUCCGUGUUCACUGCUAGACCGGAUGGCGGUUGGGAUACUCCAAGGAUCGACCAGGCUCAUCCGGUCGGGGUCACCUCCGUGUCGUGGGCCCCGUCGACUGCCCCUGGCGCACUUGUUGGUUCUGGCAUGAUGGAGCCCAUUCAGAAGCUGUGCUCGGGUGGUUGUGAUAACACCGUGAAGGUGUGGAAGCUCUACAAUGGGGUCUGGAAGUUGGAUUGUUUUCCGGCGCUUCUGAUGCACACUGAUUGGGUGAGGGACGUUGCCUGGGCGCCCAACCUGGGCCUUCCGAAAUCGACAAUCGCGAGCGCGUCGCAGGAUGGGAGGGUCAUCAUAUGGACUGUGGCCAAGGAAGGGGGUCAAUGGGAGGGCAAGGUUUUGCGCGAUUUUAGGACUCCCGUUUGGAGGGUGUCCUGGUCCCUGACCGGUAACAUUUUGGCAGUGGCAGAUGGAAAUAACAAUGUCACUCUGUGGAACGAAGCUGUCGAUGGCGAGUGGAUCCAGGUUUCAACAGUAGAGCCCUAGAAUUCAGCUUGCCGGUAUCCUCUCAAACUACUUAAGCUGCACAUUCGCAUAAAGAAUGAUUUACCAACAUUGUAUUUCCGGUCUAAAUGCUUAGGUUCACUUCACAGAUGAAUUUAUGCUCUUUUGGGCUGGUCUGAGAGAUGCUACAAGUUGUUUUCGCUAUGUGGCUAAAUCUCAUAAUGAAUGAAGUUGGACACAAAAUGGCACCAGAAUUUUUAGUCACUGUUUUUUGUCAGUCAUGUUUUGAGAAUGCUUUGAGGAACUUCGCCAAAA